Emiliania huxleyi CCMP1516 is the source of this 3095-nucleotide messenger RNA. RefSeq lists its product as hypothetical. Gene Ontology annotation, molecular function: calcium ion binding. The transcript has 5 exons. NCBI's taxonomy places the organism in Eukaryota, Haptophyta, Isochrysidales, Noelaerhabdaceae. The record is from RefSeq and is a predicted model, not a curated record. The coding region runs from base 204 to 2798 and encodes 864 amino acids.
GGCUCGCCGCAGGGUCGCGACCCUGGCCUCCGCCGCGCCGCCGCCCUCCCCUCCGCCGCCGCUACCUCCUCCCCGACGCCACCCCUCUCUCCUCCGCCCUGCCUCGCGAUCUCCUCCAGCCUCCGUCCCCUGCCUUCACCCCACCGCCGGCCCACCGUCGCUCGCCGCAGGCACUAGUACACGAGAAGAGCCACCUGCCAGCCAUGUCCACGCCGACGCGCCCGCUCGGUGCGCGCAAGACCACCAACAACAAGCCCUCGCCAUGGGCCCUGAACCAGAAGUCGGACCGCUUCGGCGGCCCCGGAUCGAUCUACAAGCCCGCCGCCGGCACCGGCAUCGAGCGCUCAUCGCCAGCGCCCACAAAGACGCCGGGCAAGGCGACCCCUGGGUCGCGCAACGCGCGCACGCCGUCGGGAGCCGGCCGCCCCACGCCCAACAUGGCCAGCAAGACGGACCGCUUCGCGAUGCCGGGCGGCGUGUACAAGCAGUCCGACUCGCCGGCGCCCUCGGCGUACGCGGCCAAGCCGCUCAAGCCGUCGGGCCCGACGGUCUCGCUCGUCCAGAAGAUGCAUCGGCGGCGGCAGUCGCGCGGCCUCUGGGCCGACGCCGUCGCCAAGGCCAGCGGCGACGGCCCGACGUACUACAACCCGUCGGCGCUCGCAAAGGCGUCGGUGCAGAAGGAGGUGUCUGCUCAGUACAAGGACGGACGCGGCCGCUUCGAGACGCACGACAGCGUGUACGCCGCGCCGGCGACGCCGGCGAUCGGGCAGUACGAGACGGCGGUGAACAUUGGCUCCUCCAAGUCGUCCACCGUCUCGUACGCAAGGGCGCGGCCCGGCCGCUUCGAGGCGCACGACACCAUCUACGCCAAGCCCGCCACGCCCGGCAUCGGCGAGUACGAGACCGCGGUGCAUAUGGCCUCCACAAAGUCGUCCACAGUCUCGUACGCCACGGCCAAGGAGGGCCGCUUCGAAGGGCGCGACACCAUCUACGCCAAGCCGGCCACGCCCGGCAUCGGCGAGUACGAGACCGCGGUGCCAUUCAACAUCGGCUCCUCCAAGUCGUCCACGAUCUCGUACGCAAAGGAGCCGCGGCGCCAGUCGCGCGGCAUCUGGGCCUCCAACGCCAAGCACGAGGGCAGCCUGCCGCCGGCUCUCAAGUACGCGGACGCCGCCCCCUCGGCGCUCGCAAAGGCAUCGCCGGCGAAGAUCGAGGCCUUCCCUUCCCCGCAGCAGCCGAUCGAGGCGGCGCCGGACAACGAGCCGCCAGUCGAGGCACCGCCCCUCGCGCCUGCGCCGGCCGACGACGGCGACGCAGAGUGCGACGCGAUGGCGGAGGGCGAGAGGCUGUUCGCGCGCCUCUCGCGCGUCUCCACCGCGCGCGUGUCGCGCAAUGACUACUACGAUGCCAAGCUCGGCUGGGACGAGGACCUCGAGAUCGAGCAUCAGGCCGCCGAGGAGGGCGUCGCACUGCCGUCCGAGCUCGACACGUUCCUGCGCGCCUUCGCGUUCGCGGCGCCCUCCGAGGCGGUGCGGCGCGAGGAGGCGUGGCGGCUGUGGGACCCGAACGGCAACGGCUACCUUUCGCUCGCCGAGGUCGACUUGGGCGUCAAGAUGACGCUGCAGUCCUUCCUCAAGGACGCGGGCGCGGGGGAGGCGGUGUGGCGCCGCUUCCGGCCGUCCUUCAUCCGCGCCUUCAACGACGCCAAGGACGCGGCGGCGGCCGCCUCGUCGCUGUCGGACGACUACGUGACCAAGGGCGAGUUCCGGCUGCUGCUGUCCUACCUCGGCUACUACGCGACGUGGUUCGAGGUGUUUGCGAUGGUGGACGGAUGCUCGGACGGCACCACCGCGACCGACGACCGCCGCAUCUCGCGCGAGGAGUGGGAGGAGGGCAUCGAGAAGGUGGUGGCGGCGGGGCUGUCGUGGGCGCCGUACGUGGCGCUGCGCUCGGCGACCCCCGCCAGCUUCGACGAGAUGGACUCGAACGGCGGCGGCUACGUGCUGCUGAUCGAGUUUUGCGCGUGGCUCAAGGCGGCCGAGGUGGAGGCGGCGACGCCCGCCGGCCUCGCCCUCGCCGCGGGCGACGAGCAGCUCGCCCCCGCCGCACCCGCCCCGAAGCCGGCUGUGCCGGCGGCCAAGGAGGCGGCCAAGGAGGCGAAGCCAGCCGUCCCCGAGCUCGACACGUUCCUGCGCGCCUUCGCGUUCGCGGCGCCCUCCGAGGCGGUGCGGCGCGAGGAGGCGUGGCGGCUGUGGGACCCGAACGGCAACGGCUACCUCUCGCUCGCCGAGGUCGACUUGGGCGUCAAGAUGACGCUGCAGUCCUUCCUCAAGGACGCGGGCGCGGGGGAGGCGGUGUGGCGCCGCUUCCGGCCGUCCUUCAUCCGCGCCUUCAACGACGCCAAGGACGCGGCGGCGGCCGCCUCGUCGCUGUCGGACGACUACGUGACCAAGGGCGAGUUCCGGCUGCUGCUGUCCUACCUCGGCUACUACGCGACGUGGUUCGAGGUGUUUGCGAUGGUGGACGGAUGCUCGGACGGCACCACCGCGACCGACGACCGCCGCAUCUCGCGCGAGGAGUGGGAGGAGGGCAUCGAGAAGGUGGUGGCGGCGGGGCUGUCGUGGGCGCCGUACGUGGCGCUGCGCUCGGCGACCUCGGCCAGCUUCGACGAGAUGGACUCGAACGGCGGCGGCUACGUGCUGCUGAUCGAGUUUUGCGCGUGGCUCAAGGCGGCCGAGGUGGAGGCGGCGACGCCCGCCGGCCUCGCCCUCGCCGCGGGCGGCGAUGCCACCCGGUGAUUACGUCUAGGGAGACUUACCGGCAGUGAGGGCUCUGCAGUCUGUGACUGCUCCAGGUGCUUGCUGUGUGUCUCCGUCCUGCUGCUCCGGCGUCCGGGAGGGUGCAUCAGACGCGCGCUCUCUGUGGCUCGGGGCGUUGCAGCCGGUCAAGUGUGACUCGUGCUGUGGUGUUGUGAGCGUGGUGGGAGAGACUGUCCGGGGGCGGGGCGGGCGGGCGCCUGCCGCCGAUAUGCGCGAUAUUGCGCAGUGUGUGGCGCGUGCAUGCCCAUCCGACUUCCGAGCCCAUAAAUAAAUAAA